Molecule: messenger RNA, 672 nt
Organism: Nematocida major
Lineage: Eukaryota; Fungi; Microsporidia
Exons: 1
Coding region: 1-672 (223 amino acids)
Molecular function (GO): RNA binding
Source: RefSeq, a predicted model, not a curated record
AUGGAAGAAGCAACAAGAACCCUCCUCGUGACGAACUUCCCAAAGACAGUUUCACACGCCGAGAUCUUACGCCUCUGCAAGUCGCACGGGGACGUGAGAGAGCACUUUAUAAUGGGAAAUAAGCACUCAGUCUUUUUUGUCUCGUUUUUCGACGUAAGAGACGCUGUGAAAGCCCAGAAAGCUCUUUCCGAGAAGUUCGCUGUAAAAUUCACGAUCUCCACGCGGGAAAUCCCGAAGGGCUCAGACGCCUGCACAGAAGAAAAGAACCAAGGCUCCGUCACGUACUCAGGAAGCGAGGAAAUCCCCUGCGAGAGUUCAGAGACUUUUUCCUCCGCGAAAAAUGCGAGGGAGUUCACCGUGCGCUUCUACGACUCGAGAAAGGCCUGCAAGUUCGUCUCGGAGAUAAAGAGCAGCUUCCCCAGGGCAAACCCAAAGUUUGUGUGGGAUAAUGAUCUCAGGCGAAGAAUAACCCUUUUAAAGGCAGCAGAGGAAAUAGUGAAGAGUGCCCCCGGGGGAUUCUAUCGGGGAAUUGACGAGGAAGCACCCCAGAAAAGGGCUCCCCCUGCGGAGAGGGCGAAACGAGUGAAGGUCUCCGGGAACUGGAUGCUCGCCCUUUUCGACCGAUUCAUCCUCGAGAAUGCUGCGAAUAUCUCCCUGGAGAGCAAGAAGUAG